AAUAUCGCCUUCUGCAUGCACAACUACAACAUAAAUACAAAAAUGCAAUUUUUCUGAUGAAGAGAUUAAAAUCGAAUUUUUCGUAGACAGUAAAAUCUCAUGAUGGAUGAGUUUCCAGUGGUUGAAGUGCCAGCAGAUAAAAUUCUAAAAGAAGAAGAAUUCGAGCAACUCUAUACGGCGUCCACAGAAAUCAUAGUUAUACUCUCCAUUUUCUACGGCGUUAUAAGCUUCUUUGCAGUUAUUGGAAAUACGCUGGUUAUCUGGGUGGUGGUGACGACGCGUAACAUGCGUACCGUUACAAAUAUGUAUAUUGCCAAUUUGGCAUUUGCUGAUGUCGUCAUCGGACUAUUUUGUAUACCAUUUCAGUUUCAAGCGGCCUUAUUGCAACGCUGGAAUCUGCCAUGGUUUAUGUGUGGCUUUUGCCCCUUCGUGCAGGCGUUAACUGUAAAUGUGUCUGUUUUCACGCUCACGGCCAUCGCAAUUGAUAGGCAUCGUGCGAUUAUUAAUCCACUCAGAACUCGUCCUACAAAGCUUAUGUCCAAAUUAAUACUUGUUGGUAUUUGGCUAGUAGCGUUCAUUUUUGCUACGCCGUGUGCCAUAGCCUUCCGUGUGGAAUUAGAGCACGAACGUUACCGAGAAAACGGAAAAGUAUUCAACAUUACACGACCAUUUUGCAUGAAUAAAAAUCUCUCCGAGGCACAAUUACAAACGUAUCGCUAUGCGUUGGUGUUUAUGCAAUAUUUGGUACCAUUUUGCGUCAUUAGUUUCGUUUACAUACAAAUGGCUGUGAAGUUGUGGGGUACGCGGGCGCCUGGCAAUGCACAGGAUACGCGCGAUAUAACACUUUUGCGGAACAAAAAGAAGGUCAUAAAAAUGCUUAUAAUCGUUGUGGUCGUAUUCGGUCUUUGUUGGCUACCUCUGCAGCUGUACAACAUUCUUUAUGUAACCUUCCCGGAGAUUAAUGAAUACCAUUUUAUAAGUAUAAUUUGGUUUAGCUGUGAUUGGCUGGCGAUGAGUAAUAGCUGCUACAAUCCCUUCAUUUAUGGAAUUUAUAACGAAAAAUUUAAGCGUGAAUUCAACAAACGUUUCGCUACUUGUCUCUGUGGGACUCACACAGUAAUAGACGGGCAAGAGCGUGCACUAUCUAUGCAUACCCGGGCCAGUUCGAUACGUUCCACCAGUUUGCCCAACUCAUCCGUACGUAUACGAAGUAACAUGCAUGGCGUUGCAGCAAGCAGCAACGGAGGAAAUGUAUCUCAAACGAAAAUUCCAGCAAUUUCUACGUCGAACAAUGCCAUACCACACAAUAGUCUCACACAUGCCAAAGAUCGGGCGCACAAUGAUGCCAGUUGCAAUGUAUAUUUAGAUCUAACAACAUUUGAUUCUCAACACCACAGCAGUAUUUGCAGUAAUAAUAACAGUAUUACAAACAUUUACAAAAGCCAUUCGAACUAUAACCACUCGAAACAAGUGGAAGCUAUUCAGGAUGAAAGUGAACUAGAAGUGUUGCUCUAAUAUAAGAAAAAAAGAAAAAAAAUCAAAAGUGGUUAUUGAAAAAUUGCAUACCUAAGAGUGCAACAUCAGUGAUAGCCAACAGUGGCACGCCUGCAUACGACGAUAAUCAAAAUAGGUAUUAUGAAAAUACGAGUUUAUUUUUAGCACUUCAAUUCUUACUGUUAAAUCAAAGCUACAAAAAUGUUGCAAUAUUUCGUAAUGUGUACUCGUAUAGGGAUAUACAUGCAAUAACAAUUAACAUUUUAAGGCUCUUAUCUAAUACUUUGAUUUUGUUGUAAAAUUUUGAGUUGGCUUUUGCUAUACAAAAUCUGUGAUCAAAUUAAAAGGUUUUUCGUGAUUUUCAUAAAGUCAAUACAGAUUUAUUUAAGUUAUAAAGUUAGCAUGUAAGUUUGUUACUUUUAAUCAAGUUGAA
Molecule: messenger RNA, 1927 nt
Organism: Anastrepha ludens (Mexican fruit fly)
Lineage: Eukaryota; Metazoa; Arthropoda; Insecta; Diptera; Tephritidae
Product: RYamide receptor-like
Exons: 7
Coding region: 100-1515 (471 amino acids)
Biological process (GO): G protein-coupled receptor signaling pathway
Cellular component (GO): membrane
Molecular function (GO): neuropeptide Y receptor activity
Source: RefSeq, a predicted model, not a curated record